UCUCAAACUUCACUAGAUCGCGCCGGAAGCAGUGAAUCGCUCUUUUUCCGGCAUCUGCCAGUCGAGUGCAGUAGACACAUUUUCAGUGUUCUGAUAAAUAUCUCGUUUAAAAUGUCGCUCGUGAUCCCCGAGAAGUUCCAGCACAUUCUUCGUGUGCUCAGCACCAACAUUGACGGCAAGCGCACCGUCCCGAUCGCGCUGACCGCCAUCAAGGGUGUUGGCCGCCGCUACGCUCACGUCGUGCUGAAGAAGGCCGAUGUCGACCCGUUCAAGCGCGCCGGAGAGUGCUCCGACGAGGAGGUCGAGAAGAUCGUCACGAUCAUCUCGAACCCGCGCCAGUACAAAAUCCCGGACUGGUUCCUGAACAGACAGAAGGACAUCAUCGACGGCAAGUACUCGCAGCUGACCUCCUCGAACGUGGACUCGAAGCUGCGUGAGGAUCUGGAGCGAUUGAAGAAGAUCCGUGCCCACCGUGGUCUGCGUCACUACUGGGGCCUGCGUGUGCGCGGUCAGCACACCAAGACCACCGGCCGUCGCGGACGUACCGUCGGUGUGUCCAAGAAGAAGUAAACCCUUUACUCUUUUGGCUGGAUGUGUCUGGGUGGUGGAGGAGGCGUUUGUAUAUUUAUCGAUACAAAGAGGAAGGCAAACAACAAGGAGAAGACAGUGCGGCGAGUGUGCGAUCCGUUUGUUUGGAACUGUCCCAUUGGUUGUGCUGCGAUAAUUAAACAAAUAGGAGUUACGGAAUGUGGUAGUUUCAAAUAAAUGGACUGAAAGUGAAA
Molecule: messenger RNA, 782 nt
Organism: Culex quinquefasciatus (southern house mosquito)
Lineage: Eukaryota; Metazoa; Arthropoda; Insecta; Diptera; Culicidae
Gene: RpS18
Product: 40S ribosomal protein S18
Exons: 3
Coding region: 112-570 (152 amino acids)
Biological process (GO): translation
Cellular component (GO): cytosol; small ribosomal subunit; ribosome
Molecular function (GO): structural constituent of ribosome; RNA binding
Source: RefSeq, a predicted model, not a curated record